UAUUGAAAUUCAAUUAGCUGAAAAUUCCUUCAUGAUCUCAAAGGUUAUGAAUUGAAGUAGAGUGCAAUGGUGUAUAUUGUUGGGAGUGUAAAUAGGUGUACUCAAACAUUUACUGAAGUUUAAUUGUUUAAAAAUUCUAUAAAUUACCAACAGUAUAGUCACAAACCUUUGUAGUUUUAGUAGGUUUUGACCCUGUAUCACAGAUUUUCUGUACUAGACAUGAAAAAACAUUCAAUUAUCCAUCAACAUAACCAAGUAGUUAGUAUUUCUAAAUCUUCGAUUUUUUUGGUAGUUUAUAACAGUAUAUUUAGAUUAUAUUACUUGGUAUAUUGGUUUUGUCGUAUAUUUAUUAUUUGAAGUGAUUGUGAUAUUCUCCUACAUGACCAUGGUUUGUACAAGUAGACUACGUACCUCUAGAGUAGCCAUGUAAGGUCAGUAUAGAACUAAAAGUACUCUGGCAAGUAGACAUGUUGUCUUUAUUUUAGCAAGGAAUCAAGGUAUUAGACAAGGACAACAAGAGUGCUCUUCAAGGGGAGGCAAUCAGUCUGCCUCUGUCAGCCCACGAGGAGAAGCGUCAUCAGAUGAUAAAAGACAGACAAAAGGAGUACAACAAUAUGUUAGCCAAGAAAGAGUCACAAAGUCAACCAAAACAGAGAUCCAUUGUUGAUGGGGAAGACAAAAGUCUGCCAUUGUCUUAUAACCAACAUAAACAAUUACCACAGGCGAGAAAACCUGAAAACAUAGACACCAAGAAAGCGUCUGACAAAUCUGGCCGUAAUCCUCUUGAAGGAGAGGCCAUAAGUCUCCCGAUAUCUGGCCACGAGAAGGAGCGGCGACGGUUGAUGGAGGAGAGGCGACGUGAAUACAAUGAAAUGAUCGGCCAGCAUAAGUCGAAAAAACCAAACCAAAAAGGAACAAAAUCAACUUGGGUCCCAGAAGAGCGUGAGUCACAUGACCCAAGUAAUAAUGACAUUAGGUCUGACCUGAAGCACCAAGACUUUACUCAGGUACUGAGACUUGUCAUUAUGGUCUCAAAUAUCAAUUCCUCUUGUCAUUACGGUCUCAAAUAUCAAUUCCUCUUGUCAUUAUGGUCUCAAAUAUCAAUUCCUCUUGUCAUUACAGUCUCAUCAUAUAUCAAUUCUGCUGUUUAAAUGUACAUAU
Pecten maximus is the source of this 1161-nucleotide messenger RNA. RefSeq lists its product as uncharacterized. Bases 582 to 1151 code for a protein of 189 amino acids. The transcript is spliced from 4 exons. The record is from RefSeq and is a predicted model, not a curated record. NCBI's taxonomy places the organism in Eukaryota, Metazoa, Mollusca, Bivalvia, Pectinida, Pectinidae.